Messenger RNA from Solea senegalensis (Senegalese sole), 6565 nucleotides. RefSeq names its product bromodomain containing 2a (gene brd2a). Gene Ontology annotation, cellular component: nucleus; chromatin. The record is from RefSeq and is a predicted model, not a curated record. The coding region runs from base 2083 to 4677 and encodes 864 amino acids. Gene Ontology annotation, biological process: regulation of DNA-templated transcription; chromatin remodeling. The transcript has 12 exons. Lineage: Eukaryota; Metazoa; Chordata; Actinopteri; Pleuronectiformes; Soleidae.
UGCACUACUAUUGAGGCUCGAUUAGGACGCAUGCGCCCACCUUGCGAUGAAAAAGAGAGACACUGAGCCCGACAGCAAUGAUCAUCUUGAUGGAGAAGCGUAAAGUGUCACUUUUGAGACUACUUGUAGAGAAAUGUUAGCCAUGGAGGAUUAUACUGAUCGAGUAUGGAGGAACGUUUUAAAUGAAGGAACACCAUUGAUAAUACUAAAAGUGUCUCUGUCAUGUGAUCAAGCCUGGCCAAUCACAGCGAACCAAAGGAAGAGGACGUUUGGCUCUUUGUUCGGAUAUUUUUUCAACUCUAUUCUUAAAUCCGAGCAUGAAACUCGAAGGAUACCGCAUCGAGUGGACACGGGGAUGUGUGGAUAUGCUUAAAUGAGUGUUUGCUUUGCGUAAUGCCACGUGUUCAAGUGUGAUUAACUGUGCGCUUGGGCGUAUUUCGUCACAUGACUCCCCUCCCCCACCCUGUGCUGGGAAUCGUGGAAGAAGGCGGACAUAUUGGAGGGAAAUGUGUUGGUUAAAGAGUAUCGAGAUGGAAGACAAGAAGAUUAUUUGAAGAAAAGGUUUCGCUUUGAUUUGGGAUUUACCAGUCGUUAUUUGAUAUUAACUCUAACUUUGAGAUUUUUUAUAUUUUUAAAAUAUAUAUUAAUUUAUUUUUCCUUUGGAUUUUUUUCCUCAAACUUUUUGACACAAAGUUUCUUGGUGGUUUCAGUGAAUUAAGUUGUCAACACUUGUGCUAAUGCAAUAUUGUUUUAAGGAUACAAGUGUUACUUUCAACGUUUAUUUGAGUGACAUUGCAGAGCAGCUGUAACCUUGGUGUGGGGGAUGGGCGCAUGUGAUUAGGUAACCUCUUUGUAUGGUCGUGGAAUUUUGAGUUUCAGUCGUUUUUGCUUCAAAUACAUUUCGUAUAAAGGUUUGUUAUCUCGGUAAUGCUAAUCUUUGUCAGUGUUUAUAGUUUUGUGUUUGAAUUACUCAUUUACAGUCUCAAACGCCAAGUUUGGUUUGUACAAUUUAAAUUGGAUAAUAUUUCAAAUUUCAUUCAGCUGUAGUGUGUUUUGUCUGUUUGGUAGAAAACAACUGUGUACUUCGAUAAAUGUGGCUUCAGAUCAGUGGUAGAAACUGCUGCGUCAUUCAGUGGAUAGUUAGUAUGGUAGCAUGUAUGGUUAGUUAUUGUAUAUGUUGGAUGAUGUAAAUGGCGUCUUGUUCCUCAUUGUUGUAUAUUAAGUUGAUUAAGUGAGAUUUGUUUUCUUUGUUAAUCAUGUCCAUGCUGGAAACGGAGAGGCCUUUGACUGACUGUGUUCUGAAUCACAGGCUCUCUUUUAUCAGCGAUUUGGAUGUUUAUUAUAGGUAUAUGUUGACGGAAUUUAGUUAAUUGUGGUUUGUGUGACCUUUUGUCCGGCAUAUUAUAAGUAUUUCGACUUUAUACUUUGGUUUCACUGUACUUCAAGAUGGCGACCGAGCGCCUGUUGUGUUACAGAAAUGCGGAUAUUCUGGUAAGAAGCGAUCUCUUGGGGAGAGGCCUGUAGCUCCUGAGGAGUACACGUGACCCAGUAGAAGAACCAAUUGGAUUGUUGGCAUUUGCUUCGGAAGCCCGCGUUACUGUUGAUUCGACCAAUCACCGCCGCCGCUUUGCACACGUUGACGUAAUGUAAUACGAUAAGUAGAAGGGUGGUUUUGGUGUUCCUCCAUUUUGUACACUAUCCAAUGAAGAGCCAGUUUGAGGCAACGUCUCUGUUGUGUUGGGUCGACUCAACCAACAGCAUCGCUGAUCUCGAUUGAUUGACAGUUAACCUUGCGAAUAGGUUGGGUCGAAAGCCUGUCAGUGGAACUCCAGCGUGCAGGGGUGUGGAGACUUUGACGGACGUCUCCGGUAGCCAAUAGAAACGCAGAGGGCGCGGACAUAUUGAGGAGGUCUAUCCAAUAGAGUGAGCUGUUGGUCUAUAAAAGCACGGGUGUAGUCGCAGAGUCGCCAUUUCAACGAAGCGCAUUGGAAGGUGGUCGUCGUGGCGGGGAACGGAAUCAUUGACGAACCGUGACGGAUCCUGGUUUGAGUCUAGGGUUAAACACAAUCCGGAUCCAUCCUCAUGGAUAUGGCUGUUAACCCGCCUCUUGACAGCUCCCACAUUGGGGUUGAGAUGGGCAUAAUGGGAGUCACACCGGUGGACCAGGGCUCUGGUAUGGCUGGAAAACGCAUCCGAAAACCGUCACUGCUCUACGAGGGCUUUGAGAGUCCUGGAAUGCCCCCCAUCAGUCAUGUGACCCUACUGGGACCCCCACAACCCCCUGUGAAAGACCCCACCCGCCAGGGGAAGAUGACCAACCAACUUCAAUUUCUGCAGAAAGUCCUGCUUAAGUCUCUGUGGAGGCAUCACUUUGCUUGGCCAUUCCAUGAACCUGUAGAUGCAUCCAAGCUCAACCUGCCAGACUAUCACAAGAUCAUUAAAAACCCCAUGGACAUGGGUACAAUUAAGAAGAGACUUGAAAAUAACUACUACCGCAGUGCCAGUGAGUGUAUGCAGGAUUUCAACACGAUGUUUACCAACUGCUACAUUUAUAAUAAGCCGACAGACGACAUUGUCCUGAUGGCUCAGUCUCUGGAGAAGGCAUUCUUGCAGAAAGUGGCCCAGAUGCCCCAGGAGGAGUUGGAGCUACCUCCACCGCCUCCACGGAGCAAACCAGCCAAACUUGGCAGAAAAGGCAGAGGUAAUGCAGUCUCUGGAGGAGUGACGACAGCUCAUCAGGUCCCAGCUGUCUCUCAGUCUGCAUACUCACCUCCCACUCCAGAAACCCCUGACUCCAUCGUCUCUACCCCUCCACAAACACUUGUGAGCAAGAGCUUGCUGCCCAUGCUUCCAGCUGAACAAAGCAUCCCCACCAUCACGAGUUUGCCUCCUACACAGCCCACUGCCAAGAAAAAGGGAGUAAAGAGGAAAGCAGACACAACCACUCCCACCACUGUAGCCAUGCCGAUUAUGAGCACAAUGGGCGUAAGCGGCAUCAGCCUGGGGAUGGGCGAUGGACACAACUCGCCACUCACCCUGACAUCUCUUGGGAUGGACCACAACUCUGCCCUUGGGAUGAACCAAGGUCUCAGCCUCAGCCAUGGGAUGGGAAUGGGGAUGGGGAUGGGGAUGGGAAUGGGAAUGGGAAUGGGUAUGGGCAUGGGCAUGGGAAUGGGCAUGGGGCUUGGGAUGGACAUGGACAUGGACAUGGGAAUGGGCCAUGGUACAGUCAUGAUGGAUGCCAAAGCAGCAGCAAACAGUAGAAGAGGAGUGAGCGGCCGCCCCAUCAAGCCUCCAAAAAAGGAUUUGCCAGACUCUAUUGUGCCUCCACCAGUGCGCCGCAGCAAGCUGAGUCCACAGCUUCGCUACUGCAGUGGCGUCCUGAAGGAGCUGUUGUCGAAAAAGCAUGCAGCGUACGCGUGGCCGUUCUACAAGCCUGUCGAUGCCACGUCACUUGGUCUUCACGACUACCAUGACAUCAUCAAACAACCCAUGGACCUCAACACCAUCAAGCAAAAGAUGGACAGCAGAGAGUAUCGUGAUGCCCAGCAGUUUUCAGCUGAUGUCCGACUGAUGUUCUCAAACUGCUACAAGUACAACCCUCCUGACCAUGAUGUGGUGGCCAUGGCCAGAAAACUCCAGGACGUCUUUGAGUUCUGUUUUGCUAAGAUGCCGGAUGAGCCACCAGCACCGCCCAGCUCCUCUUCUUCUUCCUCCUCUUCUUCAUCAUCAUCAGAAAGUGAGGUCAGCAGUGAAAGUGAGGACAGUGAGAGCAGCCCUAGCUCCGACUCGGAGGAAGAGCGAGCAAACCGUUUGGCAGAACUGCAGGAACAGCUAAAAGCUGUGCACGAGCAGCUCACAGCUCUCUCCCAGGGCCCCAUUGUCAAGCCCAAGAAAAAGAAGGAGAAGAAAGACAAGAAAAAGAAGAAGAAGGUAGAAAAAGAGAAGCAUCGGAGGAUAGAGGAAGAGCUACUGCCUAUUAAACCAGUGAAGACGCCAAAAAUAACCAAGACUCCAAAAACAAAAAGCAGCCGAGCAGGAGUGGGCUGUCCAGUGAUACCGAUGAAGAAAGCACCAAGCAAGAAAAACAACAAGAGCAAAACCAAAAAGAGCAGCGUGAUAUUUAGUGCGCCGCCGCCGCUCCAGACCGCCAUCGUGAGUCAUUUUGACUCGGACGAAGAGGAGGAGACGACGCCCAUGUCGUAUGACGAGAAGCGUCAGCUCAGCCUGGACAUCAACAAGCUGCCCGGUGAGAAGCUGGGCCGUGUCGUUUACAUCAUCCAGUCCCGCGAGCCCUCGCUCAGAGACACCAACCCUGAGGAGAUUGAGAUUGACUUUGAAACACUGAAGCCAUCUACGCUGCGGGAGCUGGAGAGAUACGUCAUGACGUGCCUGAGGAAAAAACCCCGAAAACCAUAUGCAAGUAGUAAGAACAGUGCUGGAAAAUCACGUGAAGAGCUCGCUCUUGAGAAGCAGCUGGAGCUAGAGAGAAGGCUGAUGGACGUCAGUGGUCAGCUGAACUCUGGAAAGAAGCCUCCAAAGACCAAACCAGAUAAACCUGCAGCUGAAACCCACACCCAGCCAUCACGCCUCAGUGCCAGCAGCUCCUCCUCAGACUCUUCCUCGUCAUCAUCUUCCUCCUCAUCCUCGGACACAAGCGACUCAGACUCAGGCUGAGAAGCAGUGACGGGUCUGAGGAAUUGUGUGAUGGACAUUCGCUUCCCACUGAGAGGACUGAAUCUGUAGUAGAGCUACUUACGUCGGGGCUGCUGAGGAGGAAUUCAACAAAACCAUCAUGAAGCGUCUAAUCUAAAAAGCGAGGGGGCCAGAGCUUUCUCUGCACUCAGCUCAUUCAUCCAGUCCUGGACACACUAGUGGAGGAUGGAUGGAUGAAUGAAUGAGUGGAUCAUAGAAGAAUUGUGUUAAGCCCCAUCCAUUCUCUGGAGAACUGGCCUUGUUGGGCAGAGUGAGGGAUGUUCCUUCUCCCACAGAUAAAGGAGAAGAGCACUGCAUACGCUGGAGGGAUUAAGGUGCUAGAGCCAGAAUUUUGUCUUAUUUCUGGAGAUAAUUUCCCUUCUUACCGUGCUCCCUGUCCUUGUGCUGUAUAGAUGACGUGUACAGUUGUAUAAAUAUCUAUUUUUCUUUUAUAAAGAAGCAUUUUAUGGAGCGACUUAUCCCUCAUUCUGGGAACGAUGAACUGGUGUGUGGGCGGAGCUGUGGUUUGUUUAGUAUUUUUUUGUUUUUGUUUUGAGUGACAGGGGAAGUGUGUGUGUGUGUGUGUGUGUGUGUGUGUGUGUGUGUGUGUGUGUGUGUGUGUGUGUGUGUGUGUGUGUGUGUGUGUGUGUGUGUGUGUGUGUGUGUGUGUGUGUGUGUGUGUGUGUGUGUGUGUGUGUGUGUGUGUGUGUGUGUGUGUGUGUGUGUGUGCGAGAAUGAUGCAGCACCGCAGCAAAUGCAGCCUUGUGAAGUCCCUCAUAGUUUUGACGCAGGCGUUGAAAAAUCAGUCUGCACGCAGAAGCACCUUGGUUCAGAAGAAAACAAUGCAUGCAAUACAGAGGAGCUGACAAACACCUGCAUAACUUAUGUACUACUUUCCUGCAUCCUUGUGUUCUCAUGUACUUGUCUGAAAGGCUUGGCCACUGUACAGAAAUGUGACAUCAUUACACAUGAGUUUGUUAGUAAAUAUUUCUGUUCCCGUGUCAGCUGUUUCUGUUUCCCCCCUCAUUUCUCUGUAAAAGUGUUGCUUUUUCUCUUCCUGUGACCAAUCUGCUAAUAAAUUGUGAGGACGCAUCUUGUCCACUUACCCCUGCCCAUAAAACGUCCUGGUCUACUUUUUUUUUUCUUCUUGGUGUUCAGAUAUGAACAGAUUAGCGAGACAAAAACUUACCCGUGGACCAUCACAGUGUCACAAAAAUGAAAACGGAGUAAGAUCUAUGACAGCUGAAAGAAAAAAAUUCUAUACUAUUCUAUUGAAGAGAAAGUCAAGUUUUUAUUAAUGGGGUAAAAAUACUUAGUAAUGUGAUGUUAGUAAGGUCUUAACUGUGAAUUCAAUGAGACAACGGCAGGUUAACAAGUGGAUGGUUGAAAAUGUUUUUUUUAAUUUUAUUUAACAAAAAAACAGCAUCAUUGGGUGGAAAAGGUUGGUUUAAGGUUGAGAAUUAAUGCACUGUUUGUUUUGGUGGUAGUACUAAAAAAAGUGAUUUAGGUAUUGGUGUGUAUCAGAUUUUCUUUUUUCUUUUGAAACUUUAUGGCUUGAGUUUAGACUAUUCUGUGUUUGAUUAUUUAUUUAGGAUCAUUUUGAAUGGAGAUUAUUUUGUUUUCGUAGUUUGGAAAGUGGUGAAAUGCUUUUAAAUUGAAGUCUAUGAAAUAAACAGAUUAGCUGUGUAGAUUGAAGGAUUCAUUAUUUGAGCUCAUUUUUAGUUUCAUCCCUAAGUUAAAAAAUUAUGUUUCCUUCUAUGUUUUUUUCUUUGCUCCAGAACACAAAUCUACUCCAGUUUAAAUAACUCUACCUGACUCCCAGUAUCUCACCUGAAUAUCUGUACAUAAAUAAACUGAGAUUUCCAUCGUU